Molecule: messenger RNA, 2789 nt
Organism: Fusarium verticillioides 7600
Lineage: Eukaryota; Fungi; Ascomycota; Sordariomycetes; Hypocreales; Nectriaceae
Exons: 6
Coding region: 411-2174 (587 amino acids)
Biological process (GO): transmembrane transport
Molecular function (GO): transmembrane transporter activity
Source: RefSeq, a predicted model, not a curated record
AUACACUUCUUAUAAGUGUAUCCACCCCAUCUUUGUCCUUCUCUUUUCCUUCCGUGAACCUUCUAUAACCCUUUAAUUAGUCUCCCUUCUCCCUCCGCCACCUUGAUUCUUGUUCUGUGUUCUUUCUCUAUCUCUCACUUCAGCUUGAGUCUUUGUCAACAUCUACAAUCUGUUGCUACUUGGGUUGGACAUCUACACCAAAUCACUUACUUACACACUUACAUACUCGACGAUAUUCAGCAACCUACCGAAGCCACUUGUCUCAUGCUCUUAGACUUUACGAAACGGAUCGAUCAGACUUGCGAAUAGUUCAGAGACACCAUUUUCACCAAAAGUUGAACAUAAUUUUACCAGGGGACACCCAUUGAACAACAAGACGAAACCUCCCGGGAGGAUCACAUCUAGAAAACAUGGCGAGGAGUCGUCAAAUGACUGCGGCCAACCGCGAGGCCGCUGGCCGCAAUGAGAGACCGCUUCCCCCGUUCCCUGCAAAGCAGAUGUUUGUUCUAGCCUGCUGCAGAAUAUGCGAACCGAUCGCCUUCAUGUCCAUCUUCCCCUACAUCUACUACAUGAUCCAAGAUUUCAACAUUACCGAUGAUUCCAACAAGAUUUCAGUUUACGCCGGCAUGGUCACCUCCGCUUUCACAUUGGCCGAAUUCUCGACAGGAGUUCUUUGGGGACGUCUUAGCGACAAGAUUGGCCGAAAGCCAGUGCUUCUCUUUGGUCUGCUGGGAACUGCCCUGAGUGUCUUGGUUUUUGGUUUCGCCCCCAGUUUGCCAGUCGCACUCUUUGCGCGCGCUCUCGGAGGUCUCCUCAAUGGCAACAUUGGCGUCCUUCAGACAACUGUCGCCGAGCUUGUUACUGUCAAGGAACAUCAACCCCGAGCCUAUACUAUCAUGCCCAUGGUGUGGUGCAUUGGAUCGAUCGUUGGGCCUAUGAUUGGAGGAGCUCUCGCACGACCAUGCAUCAGCUACCCCGAGAUCUUCGCUCGUGGAACCAUCUGGGACCGAUAUCCCUACCUCCUCCCUAACCUUUUCAGCGCCGCCACUGUUUUCUUCGGAGUCAUCAUUGGGCUUCUCUUCCUGGAUGAGACCCAUGCUGAGAAGAAGUCCCAGCGAGACCGUGGACGUGAGAUUGGAGAUUACCUCGCCAGCUGGUUCGGUGGAGUUGCUAGCUGCAACGGACGAGGCCGCUCUCCCGAGAAGCAGGCUCUUCUUGACGGAAAGCAAAACGUCCAGUAUCUGUCGACCAGCGUUCGCCCUGGCUCUGCCCACUCUGACGAGGCCCUGCCCGCUUACCGAAGCCAAGAGAAUUCGCCCCGACUUGCUCCUCAGCCUGACACACAAUCCCUGAACGAAGCCCCCUUGGAACCCAUUGUGGUGCGAAAGUCCAAGACUUUCACCAAGCCUGUCAUUAUGAAUAUCAUCUCUUAUGGCAUUCUCGCCUUCCACACUAUGACUUUUGACCAGCUUUUCCCUGUUUUCCUGAGCACCAAGCGGCCUGAACACCCUGUUCACGACCUCCCUUUCAAGUUUACCGAUGGAUUCGGCCUCGAGACUAAGAUGAUCGGUGUCAUCAUGUCGGUUCAGGGACUUUACUCACUCUUCUCCAACUAUCUCAUCGUUCCUCCAGUUACUCGACGACUUGGAUCUCUCCGCCUCUUCCGAAUCCUCGCAUUCUCGUACUUUGCGCUCUACCUGGUCACACCCUAUCUUGUGCUGCUCCCCGAAUCUAUGAGAAUGCCGGCUAUCUACCCUCCUUGUCAUCUGGAAGUGCACCUUCUCCACCAUGGGCAUACCCCAGCAACGCCAUUCUGCUGGCCAACUCGGCACCAUCUAAGCAGGUCCUUGGGACUAUCAACGGAAUUGCAGCCUCAACUGCCAGCUUGUGCCGUGCUCUGGGCCCAACCCUGUCUGGUCUCCUUUACUCUUGGGGUCUUCAGACUGGAUACUCUGGACUGGCUUGGUGGUUCAGCGGACUUAUCACCAUUGUUGGAGCAUAUCUCAGCUCCCAAAUUACCGAGGGCGGACCUCAGGACGAUGUGCUGCCUGAGGAGGAUCCUCUCUUGGAUGAGGGCCUUUUCACCGACUACGACGAGGAGGAGAGCGUUUAAGGAAACAAUCAGCAUGAAGCAACAACAGCAACAUACGGCUUGGGUUUUCACCGGAGUUUGAAUGUUUCGAGCAAUCGAAGAAUCGAAACAAUCUGGCGUCAUUUCUUUUAGGGACGAAUUGUAUAAAGGGCAUGCGAGGCCCAUGUGGAAAAAUACCCCCUUUUUUUCUUCCAACACAGCGAUCAGGCAUGGGACAGGCGUUUUACAACAAGAGGGAAAAAAGAAGAUGGAUGAACUUAGGAACUCAUUUCACGAAACAUAGACUAUGGAUUCAUUCGAGGGACGAAGGAUUCAACGACAAUGUAGAAGGAUGAUUGAUAUUUUGGGAAGGGAAACAUUUUUGUAAUGGAUUUUGCUACACGGCGGAUGGCACCAGCCCAUGCCGUAUCGUCAACGACAGGACCCCGGAGGUUUAGAAGGCGUUUGUUCGGUAUGGGGGAUUUUGGUGGCCUCGCAGAUGUCGGUAGCGUUUGCUUUCAGACUUUUAAGAGUUUGUGCUCUUCAGUUCAGGCUACCUCACGGGGCGGAACUGGCGGUGUAAGAAAGGAUGGAUAGUGUCAGUGGCAGUAAUUUCAAGACUGCCGGUCUCAUUGAACAAAGAUACAUGCAUGCAACUACAUUCUGCGCGGUGCCUGAGUGACAUGGAGAUACAUAGACAGAGACGCAGAGACAGAGA